CUCGUCAUGUUUCUAGCUCGAUGGGGAGAGCUUCUUUUUCAUGUGCUCUUUUUUGCUCAAGUACUCCUCUCUUUACUCCGCUACCUACCAUACUACCUAGCCGGUACGCUACACCGCAACGGCUGCUGCUUACGUGCUGCUAUAGCUCCAAAGAAACCGGCCAAAAUACACUGCAGUGCAGUACAUAAGUGGCAUCCAUCGAAAAUCGGGGGUCGGUAUUCGGUAGCGAAAGGAGCGGGAAAGGAACGAAAAGCUUCGAACGUUGCUGUCGAAGGAUUGGGCAGGCUGGGGCUCAGCGCAGGGGUGUGUGUGACCUUGUGGGUUCCUUACCCAAGCAGCAGCCUUUCCAUUUGGCUACCUCUCUUUUCUUGAGUUUUGUUACAUUUUUCAUCUUUGCUCAGACUUCCAACAGUCUUUUUUUUCCUUUUCGUUUAUGCAACUUUUCUUCCUGGGACGGUCGUGAUAUUAUGUCGGGAGCCUUUGUCUCAGCCUAGGCAUAUAUAUUACAUCCACGGUAUCUUUCUGACGGAGUUUUCAAAGACAUUUUACAAGAAUGUAUAUGAUUUAAAGGUUAUAGACGGGAACUGCAUCGAACACCGCCACCUCCACCACUACGAAGCUGACGAAGAAAGACUUUACGAACGUACGACCUUAUGAGACUGGACGACUUAAACUGAGACAAGAAGAGUAUAUGACACCGGCCGGCACGACUUGCGAGGGCACCGAUCACAUAUACAAAAGACGAAACAGAUACACACGCUUUCGGGUUCGCCCAAGCUAAAGCAGCUUCAUUGACACGCAAGGCUUAUACCGGCUACGGCACCCAUCCAGCUCACACGGCGGCUCGGUACUGAAUUCGGGUUUGAGAAAUCUUCAUCAUCACCAAGCCCCAGCUAUUUAUCGAGCCUUCUGCUUCUUCUUCUUCUUCUUCGUAACACCAACGGCAUUGAAACUCAAGGGGCAAGGAUAUCAUCAAGACCAAUCAGCCAUGGAUCAGUACCUGUUUCAGACGUAUCUCGACCAGUGCUCAUUUGUGGAGGAGACUACCUCAUGGAUAGAAAUCUUCAAUUAUUCGGAUGAAAGUCUCAACACCAUUGAGGAGCAUCGAUUCGGGCCUGAUGAGCGACGAGUCGAGUUUCAUAAUUUUUUGCGUCGGCGGGGUGUCUUUGCUCCUAGAGAGUUGAAGGAAGGAGUACGACUUUUAAACGGAAUUCGUCUGAUAGUACAAAAGGAUGCGCAAGAUAAUGAAACUUUUGCACCUCUUCACGUUUCCCUAAAGCCCGAGGACUACUCAAGCAUGGUCGAGAUCAUGCGGUUACCUUACCGAGCCAUAGAAGGAACCAGCGUUGUCGGCCCCUUUUUCUGGGCAGCUCUGGACCACGACGACAAAGAUCCUCACUUGCAAAUCAUCUUCCGCAAAUCCGACGUCCGGAAAAAGGGCAAAACCCGCGGCUGGGAACUGAUGCUCUCGCACUCCUUCAACACGGGCAUCACGUCGGGUUUCGUCAAAGGCACGCCCUCGUCCGACAUCAACGUUUCCAUCAAGACCCUAUUGGCCUGCGCCUCACAAGCCAUGCACCCCUUUUUGCUCCCCAUGAUCGUUUUGUCUCACGACAUCUCCAUCAAGACGGACAUGAAGCAGCGCGAAGCGCGCGAGUGGUUGCGCCGGCUCGAGCACGCCGUCAGCAUGCGACAAGAAAUCCUCGAGGAAGAGUCCAACUACAUCAAAGACACCAUGGUCAACUUGGACCAGAUCAACCGCGACCUGGUCGAGUGCCACUCCCAAGUCCUAUGGAAACGCCCGCAAGCCUACCAAGAAAUCGUCCGCAGUUUUGGCAUCGCGCUCGAUAGCUUUUGGUCUCUCGCUGAAUCCCGUCCCGAAACCUACGGCAAAGAGGCCUUCAAAGCCCUGCACGAGAGCUUCGUCUCCCGCCUGGAUUUCUUCCAAGCCAAACUCAAGGGGAUCGAGAGCUACGCACACAUCACGCUCGAGCGUCUGUCCAUCCAGCGCGCGGCGCUGUACAACAUCAUCGCCCAGAAGGAGUCCAAGCUGGGUCUGCAAAUGGCCGUCGACCAGCGCAAGCUGGCGCACGCCGCCAAGCGGGACGCAACCUCUAUGAAAUCCAUUUCCCUCUUGGGCGCGGUAUUCUUACCCGCCACACUGCUGGCGUCCGUCUUUUCCAUGACCUUUUUCAACUUUCAGAACCAGGAUUCGGGGGAUUCGUCGUCGUCGUCGUCGUCGUCGUCCGCUGCGGGUGACACCAAUUCAACAACCUCUUCUUCUGGGGGAAGUGGAGGCGGUGGUGGUUCAGUCUCCCCCACCAUCUGGGUGUACUUUGCCAUCACCAUCCCUGUGACGCUCGUCAUCGUCGUGACCUGGCUCCUGUGGGACAAGAGGCGCGAAGCCGAGUACGCCGAAGUAGAUAAAGAUAUCGAGAAGGGCAUCGAUGCGAUGGAGCAGAAGAUCAUGGCAGAGAUGAGGAAGAGGACGAUGAGCACGGCUAGGACGUGGAAUGUUGCCAAGAGUUGAUGACAGUAGGAGGAGCGGGAGGCGGCUUGGGCAUAUCAAGGCAUAUCACAACGAGCGACGAUGAUGUGACGAAAGAGAAAUCCAUGGAUUAACAGCCAUUUGCCAUUUUUGGAUUGAAGAAAGGGGAGGGAGUUGUGGGAUGGACAACAUAUCAAGGACUGUGAGUACCUUGACGUGAUAUGAGUUAUGAUACCUUCGCGCAUUGGGGCGGCUACAUAAGUUAUGACUUGCGUAUACAUACCAUGGCUACUUUACUAUAGAAAAUCAAUGGCAUCUUCCCGCG
Molecule: messenger RNA, 2813 nt
Organism: Neurospora crassa OR74A
Lineage: Eukaryota; Fungi; Ascomycota; Sordariomycetes; Sordariales; Sordariaceae
Exons: 5
Coding region: 989-2530 (513 amino acids)
Source: RefSeq, a predicted model, not a curated record